GUUCCAAUAUUGCUCCAGUCAGAUAAAUAGUCGAAACCAAUGAACAUACCCAUCUGUAUUACAAUAGCUCAUCUGGUAAUCGGACUAUAAAGACGACAACUAUUGGAGUAAUUAUAGAGGUGGACUGGUGUGUUACCUGUAGUGCUUUACAGGAAUAAUACUUUUACUGGACAGUUCUAACUUAAAACAUAAUUCAUGAAUUGCUCAAAAAAUAGGAAAGGGACAAUUUUUCCUGAAAACUAUUACAACAUGAGUGGUAUUUCUGAUUUUGCCAUGUUUCGUUUUAAUUUAUGGCACAAAAACCCAUUCUUUUCUCACCAUGCAGCAGCAGUGGCUGCAGCUCAGGCCGGAAACCCAGGUAUCAUGGAAAAUACUUCAUUUGUUCCUAAUCCACUGACUUCUCCGGCUCUGAUGGUGUUGGCAUCAACAGCUGAAAAUCAUGAGGGGGCGCGGAUGCCUGCUCCACCCCACCACUACCAAGGACAAAAUGUGGACAAAGACUUGGCGACACCUUUUGGCACCCCUCCCUUUACCAUGUACAGACCAGGGGAACACUUCCCCCCUCCUAUGUACACACCUGUCCCCCCUUAUGUACGUGCCAACCUGGAGCGCGGGAUGGGGCUGAUUAACCCCGGGGGUGGGAGCGCAUUUAGGCCUGUCAGUAACCCCGAAGGAGUUGAGAACUAUCAUUCUGCGUUUUCUUUGGCUAAAAAACCCAAACUUGAUGAGUCCAGCUCUAGUUAUGCCUCGUCAGAGAAGUUGGACAGAGACAGUUGUGAUCCUCUCCAUGAGGGUGCGGAAAGUAAGGGAUCCACACCCUUUGUUAAGGAAGAACGUCCUUCUAGCAUCAGCUCUGCCACCAACUCAGAAAAUUUCUCGGAUGGGGGAGACUUUGAUAGGGGAACCCCGGAUUCGGAAGGAAGAUCUCUUAGAAAGCAGAGGAGAAAGUGUGUGUUGGAUGGCCAGACACCCUGCUGUCCUAUCUGUGGUAUUACUCUGAGGCCGGGCGAGGUCGACAUCCACUUCACCCUCGAACUAGACAAACUCAAUCGCUAUACAAGGAGUGGUAGGCGAUCAAGGGACACGACUCCACAAGGGCGAAAGUCGCUGCCAUCUCCUUCUGGUCGACGAGGAAAAGAUUCUCCGUCCAUCGAGGUGGCAUCACAGUCCCGAUUUGAUACGUACCAAAGGAUCAAGUGUAAUCGGCAGGCCCGGCUUACUAGUCGUAGCAGGACAAGGAAGAAGAAGACGGAGGAAACUGUUUGUCCGAUUUGUAACGAGAGACUGAGCGGCACACCCGAGGAACUCAAUGGACAUGUAGAGAUGUGUCUUAAAAAGCGCAAUGAAAUUGAGGAUGAGCCGGUGGAUGUGGAGGGGGACGGUGACACGUAUGAAGAGUAUACGUGGGCGGGGCAGACGAGGAUCAGGGCCACCACCAUGCUACAGGGCGGCUUCUCAGGUACUGGGUUCCAGGUGAUGAAUCUCAAGAAAUCCAUGGAGGAGGACGUUGAUCUCAACGUGGACGGAGAUGACUCAGAACUGUAUGGGACUGCACAAUUUAAUGAAGGGGACGUGUUACCGUGCCGAUCUGAUGAGCCGUCAGAAGAUCUGGAGAGAAAGGCUCUAAGAGGAGCUGUAUUAAGAAAUAUUUCACCUGGUGAUCCAUCCACUUCACAGUGCAAUGUAUCUAGUGCUCAAGAGUCCAUGGAGAUGGAAGGCAACAGUAGCUCCAGUCCGGGUAGUUCCCCACCUCAUCCACACAGGUACACUGAACACCACCUCGGCAUGAACAUAGAGGGUUCUGCCGGGGAGGUAAUUGAAGCCCUCAAAGCAAGGUUAAAAUCUAAGGAAUUGACAAAGAGAGAGAUCCCCAAAUGUCUCAUAUGUAUGGAGACGUAUAACAAACCACUUACCUCAAUCCAGUGCUGGCAUGUCCACUGUGAGGGUUGCUGGCUCAAGACAUUGGGUGCCAAGAAGCUGUGCCCACAAUGUAACAUGAUCACUGCCCCUGGGGAUCUGCGUCGCAUCUUUCUCUAAUCAUCUGUGAUAGGCUGAUGGGAUGUCCUGAUGACCUUGAUUUGAUAGGUGGUGACCUUUCAUCAUAUUCCUUCGUAACUUAUGUGGUGAUGUAAUAUCGCUGUCUAAUGAAGUCCCUAUCAUAACGUGGUGACCAGUGGUCACAAGCAGUAUUAGUUGGAUGGUGAACUUUACUGGACGUAUUUCAAACCUUUUUUUUUAAUUUAUAGACUUUUUGAGAAAGUGUAUAUAUAAAAUAUAUAUGAGUGUGUCACGAGGAAAAAAAUGUCUUCUUAUCUAUGUUGUAAUUAAAUGACAAACAAAUCCUCAGUCUUUUCAAUAUUUUGAUCACCUGGCACAAAAUGCCUGUGAGCUUAUGGUAUGGUGCAGCAUCUGUCUCGUCAGUAUCCGUCCGUCAACUUUUCUUUAAACGGCAUUCUUAAGAACCGAAAUAACUAGAGUAAUGGACAACAACCUCGCUCAUCUUUUCCUAAUGUAUUGUGUUCAGGUCAAAGGUUCACUUUUAGAGCAAAACACAUUAUGUUCGUAGGUAAUAAGCCUAGGAGAUCUUGUCACAUUCCAGAAGGCACAGAGUUAGGAUACUUUGUCAGUAGCUACUAGUGAUGCUUUAAAAUGUCUGAAGUGAAUUACCUGCAUAGUGUAAAAAGUUUUGUUUAUAGCUAUGCCUUUAAGCUAGCUAUUCAUGAGGUCAAAUGUUAAAAGUGGGUGCUGACAGGUCAAAUGUCAGUCGAGAUUAUUAUGGGCAAAAUGCUUUUGGAAGAUAUUUUUUCCAAAUCCCAGAAGAUAUUUCGUCAGUAGCUACCUGGGAUAAAAUACUAAACCGUGUUUAUCUGACAAUAUGCCCAUGCUUGGUAAUAAACUCAUCAAUAUAUAUUGCAGUUAGGAAGAAAUGCCAACAAAUCUUUUUCAUUGUCCUGUUAUAAGCCCAUCCCCCUACUUAUGUGUUGGCCCCCUGAAGACACAUUUGAACUCUUCCAUUCAAAGGUUAUGAAAUAUCAGGGGUGAAUGAGUUAAUUUAUCACAUAACCAAAUCAUUAUGACAUGUAGGAAUCCCAAAACCAAUCAUGAGAGGAAUAGAUUGCUGAGCCUGUUUGUUAAGCCUGCUCGUAGCAACUAGGCAGAGAAUACCUUUUUUGCUGUUUUAGUUUGUUAUCACAAAGACCAAACCAAGUAACAACUAUUUGAAAAAGUUGAUAGUUUUUAAACAGAUUCUUUGAUCAGAAGAUUGUUUGGCUUAAAUGUUUUCAAACUUUUUAUUAUAUAUUUGUUGUUUCUGUGUUGAUAUGAAUGAUACAAUUUUUGCAUAAUCAUUCCUGUAAGUUAUUGGAAAAUAUAUUUAUGUUUAAAAUUUGAAUGUUUGAAAACAGAAAAUUAAAAAAAAAAAAAACUGACAAGAAAACCAUAGGGGUUGAAGGCAUCGCAAAGCCUAUGCUUUACCAAUGUCGCAAUAAAGGAAUUAUUCAAGACUAGCAUCAAACUGAUUGUCCAAUUUAAGGGUCGUGAAGCAUAUAAAGAUCUUGACAGGGAGGGUAACUCUGAGACAGAAAAGCUUGUUUUGGCUGCUUCAUGUUCUAUAUAGAAGGGAGAGAACCAUAAUUAAAAACUUUCAGUGGAACUCUUCUGUGUGUUUAUAACCAAUACAGUGGUACUCUUUACCUUAAUGCCAAAUGAUUUCAUCAUGUGAUAUUUGUCUGAUGUGUUCUGUCUGUCGGAUAUCUUGCUGUAGAUUUUAAUGAUUUUAAUCUUACCAAUGGCCUUGGUAUACAUACAGAAAGUGUUGAUUUCAAAUAAACAACAGAAGGUAUAAACUGUUCAUAAAGUGCAUAACAAAAACAUUUUUCAAUUUUAAUUGAGAUUUUGAUGAACAAUCAAUCUUGAUUCCUAACUGAGAAAUUUUCAUGAUGAUGUUACUUGUGAAAUGUUCAUUCAUGCAUGUGUGUCAGUUUUACUCUAUUAUAUGAAUAUCCAGAAUUGAUUGGGAAAGCAAUUGUUUGCUUAAAUGAAGUUUGAAAAGAAAAUGUACAAUAAAUGUACAUGUGUCUGAAAAUACGUUGAGAAUGGAUGACUGAUCCAGGGUAUGUAUGCUGGUCAUUAUGGCUACUGUGUUAAAUAUGGUUACCCCAGUAAGAAGAUGUCUGCUCUAAUAUGUUUGGCUGUCCUGGUUAGUUUGCUAUUAGGAUAAAUAAAAUUAUCCCGGUAUUAAUGAGUACCUGGUAAUUCUGGCUACUGUGUUAAAUAUGGCUACCUAGUAAAAAUGUGUCUGCUCUAGUAUGUUUGACUAGCAUGUGCUAUAAUGAUAAAUAAAAUAAUCAAGGUAUUUAUGAGCACCUGGUAAUUCUGGCUGCCAUCCUAAGAAUGGCUUUCCUCGGUAAAACGACCAAUAUAAGUAUGGUUCUUUGUCCUUGAGAGUAAGAGUCUUUGUUGUACCCCCAGGUUUGACCUUGAGAGUAGGAGUCUCUGUUGUAACCCCAGGUUUGACCUUGAGAGUAAGAGUCUCUGUUGUAACCCCAGGUUUGACCUUGAGAGUAAGAGUCUUUGUUGUAACCCCAGGUUUGACCUUGAGAGUAACAGUCUCUGUUACCCCAGGUUUGACCUUGAGAGUAAGAGUCUCUGUUGUAACCCCAGGUUUGACCUUGAGAGUAAGAGUCUUUGUUGUAACCCCAGGUUUGUUCUGUAUGUUUGUUAUUGAUUAAGAUGUUAUCACUUGUAGGAACUUGAAGAGAUGUCAAAAAGAAUAUUAUAGAAGGUUGUGAAUUUGUACUCAGAAU
Molecule: messenger RNA, 4805 nt
Organism: Mizuhopecten yessoensis (Yesso scallop)
Lineage: Eukaryota; Metazoa; Mollusca; Bivalvia; Pectinida; Pectinidae
Product: E3 ubiquitin-protein ligase Rnf220-like
Exons: 14
Coding region: 196-2037 (613 amino acids)
Biological process (GO): protein ubiquitination
Molecular function (GO): ubiquitin protein ligase activity; metal ion binding
Source: RefSeq, a predicted model, not a curated record